This is a messenger RNA of Parasteatoda tepidariorum (common house spider), 617 nucleotides long. The record is from RefSeq and is a predicted model, not a curated record. NCBI's taxonomy places the organism in Eukaryota, Metazoa, Arthropoda, Arachnida, Araneae, Theridiidae.
GUUGAACAACUUUAAUUAGUCAUGCAGAUAGACAUUUGCAUUUUUCCCAAGUGAGCUAUAAGCCAUUCUUUCCGAUUAAUGUAAGAAAAAUCAAUUAGUUUUCAGUCAAUAUGAAAAAUUGUUUAAAAUUUUCUUUUUAAUGGUCAGAUUUAGACCAAAAUUAUUGGUGCUAAUCUUUCUCAACUAAAAUGAUUCUGAGAGGAAGCAAAUCUGUAAUAAAUCGCUUUACUCUCUUUCUAUUAGUAAUAUCUUCUAUUCAGCCAGUAUUCAUGACAGAACCGAAAUGCCUCUUAGAUGUUGUAUACGAUUUUCUAAAAUCAAGAGAUGUUGCAUCCGUAGCUACUGUAGAUGGUUCCAAAGUCAUUUCGCACUUGAAUGAAGAGCAAACAGACGAAGUGUUUGAGGAGCUAAAUCAAAGUUUUAAUACACCGAUCAUGCACGAUAUUGAUGACAAUGAUACCAACCAUAUACCAAUGAACAAUCAUGACGUACUAUUCGGAAACACGUGGUAUUUUGCUGAGAAAUUAAUCUCCUCAUUUCAUGCUCCAUUUCAUUCUCGCACAUGCAUGACAGUUUUCGGCUGCUUAUUUUUCAUCAUUUUCAUAAACCUCAUUUUG